Musa acuminata AAA Group (dessert banana) is the source of this 2972-nucleotide messenger RNA. Its product is annotated as linoleate 9S-lipoxygenase 6-like. Gene Ontology annotation, molecular function: metal ion binding; oxidoreductase activity, acting on single donors with incorporation of molecular oxygen, incorporation of two atoms of oxygen; protein binding. NCBI's taxonomy places the organism in Eukaryota, Viridiplantae, Streptophyta, Magnoliopsida, Zingiberales, Musaceae. The record is from RefSeq and is a predicted model, not a curated record. The transcript is spliced from 8 exons. Bases 16 to 2631 code for a protein of 871 amino acids. Gene Ontology annotation, biological process: lipid oxidation.
AAAAGAGAAACGAAGAUGAUCGGAAACAUCGUCGGCGGCGUGGUGGGCGGUGUGGUGGGCGGUGUGGGCGGUGUGGUGGGCGGCAUCCUCGGGGGGUCGAAGGGAGUGCAGGUGAAGGGCACGGUGGUGCUUAUGCAGAAGAACGUGCUCGACUUCAACGACUUGGCCGGCAACGUCAUCAAUGGCCUUUUCGAGCUCCUCGGUCAGAACGUCACCUUCCAGCUCGUGAGCGACACCGUCGGCGACCCCAACAAUGGGAACCGAGGAGUCGUCGGGGAGGCCGCCUCGUUGCAGUAUCUCGGCCAUCUGCCCUCCCUUGCAGCCGGUGAAAGCAAAUACAGCGUGACGUUCCGGUGGCAGGAGAAUCACGGGAUUCCCGGCGCUGUGAUCGUCAAGAACAAGCACGCCACUCAGUUCUUCCUCAAGACGCUGACGCUGGACAACUUCCCCGGCAAGGGCCGGAUCCACUUCGUCUGCAACUCCUGGGUCUACCCUGCAAGCAAGUACAAAUAUGACCGUGUCUUCUUCGCCAACACCACGUACCUCCCAGGAGACACACCGGCACCGCUGAAACCAUACAGACAAGAUGAGCUGCUAAACUUGAGGGGGCAAGACGUCACCGGGGAGCUGAAAGAAUGGGACCGUGUAUACGACUAUGCGUACUACAACGAUCUCGGAAGUCCCGAUCAGGGCGCGAACCUCGUCCGGCCAAUCCUCGGAGGGUCGGCGGAGUACCCUUACCCUCGUCGUGGGAAGACCGCCCGCGCACCGACGAAGACCGAUCCCAAGACCGAGAGCAGACUGCCACUGCUGAACUUGAACAUCUAUGUGCCCCGAGAUGAGCGAUUCGGGCACCUUAAAAUGGGUGACUUCCUCACCUACGCAAUCAAAGCCAUCUCCACCGGGCUGCUCCCAACGCUGCAAGCCAUAUUCGAUAUAACCCCGAACGAGUUCGACUCGUUCGAGGAAGUACUGAGACUCUAUGAGAGCGGCCUUCCGGUGCCUCAGAUUCCUCUGCUGGACGAGCUGAGACAGAGGAUCCCUUUCGAGAUGAUAAGAGAACUGCUACGCACUGAGAAGGGCCAGAACUUCCUCAAGCUCCCGAAGCCCCACGUGAUUCAAGUCGAUAAGAAUGCUUGGCGAACGGACGAAGAGUUUGGCCGCGAAAUGCUUGCCGGCGUGGACCCUCUCAUCGUCAGCCGCCUUGACAAUUUCCCUCCCAUCAGCCAGCUCGAUUCUAACAAGUAUGGCAACCAACACAGCACGAUCACAGCAGCCCACAUCGAGCACAACCUUGAAGGCCUGACUGUUGACGAGGCACUGAGGAGCUACAGGCUCUUCAUCUUGGACCAUCAUGAUGCUUUGAUGCCAUAUCUAGCUCGCAUAAACUCCGGUUCGAAUAAGAUAUACGCCACGAGGACUCUGCUAUUCCUGAAGGAGGAUUCUACUCUGAAGCCACUGGCCAUCGAACUCAGCUUACCACACCCUGAUGGAGAACAAUUUGGCGCCGUCAGCAAAGUGUACACACCGGCUGAAACCGGCGUCGAGGGCUCCAUCUGGCAGUUGGCGAAGGCCUACGUCGGCGUCAACGACUCCGGCGUCCACCAGCUCAUCAGCCACUGGCUCAAUACGCACGCGGUUCUGGAGCCGUUCGUGAUCGCCACGAAUCGACACCUGAGCGUCGUCCAUCCGAUCAGCAAGCUUCUGACGCCGCACUAUCGCGACACGAUGAACAUCAACGCGUUGGCUCGCCAGACGCUCAUCAAUGCUGGCGGGAUCCUGGAGACGACCGUCUUCCCAGGGAAGUACGCCAUGGAGAUGUCUGCCGUCAUCUACAGAAACUGGAACUUCGUCGAGCAAGCUCUCCCUACCGAGCUGAUAAAGAGAGGAGUUGCGGUGCAGGAGGGCGACGGGCUUCGACUACUGAUCAAGGACUACCCCUACGCGGUGGAUGGGCUAGCAAUAUGGAACGCGAUCCAGACAUGGGUGACCGAGUACUGCUCGAUCUACUACCCGAGCGACGAGGCCGUGAAGGCCGACACCGAGCUGCAGGCCUGGUGGAAGGAGGUCCGCGAGGUGGGGCACGGCGAUAAGAAGGACGAGCCGUGGUGGCCCACGAUGCAGACGGUAUUGGAGUUGACCGAUUCGUGCACCAUCAUCAUCUGGAUCGCCUCGGCGCUCCACGCCGCCGUCAACUUCGGACAGUACCCCUACGCCGGGUACCUCCCGAACCGGCCCACCAUAAGCCGUCGCUUGAUGCCGGAGCCGGGCACGCCGGAGUACCAAGAACUGGAGAAGAACCCGGACAAGGUCUUCCUGCGGACCAUCACCAACCAGAUGCAGACCAUUCUGGGGGUGUCGCUGAUAGAGAUCCUGUCGACCCACGCGUCGGACGAGGUAUACCUCGGCCAGCGAGACACGCCGGAGUGGACCACCGACGAGAAAGCGCUCGCGGCGUUCCAGCGCUUCGGGGCGGCGCUGAGGUCGAUCGAGAAGGAGAUCGUGAGCAGGAACGGCGACUCGUCCUUGAAGAACCGAAAUGGCCCCGCCAAGGUGCCGUACUACUUGCUCUUCCCCAGCGGCGAGACUGGGAUCACCGCGAAGGGAAUCCCCAACAGCAUAUCCAUUUAGAAUGGGUCCAUGUCGUUAAUUAAUGCUGCAGUAAGGGAGUAAAUAAAGCAGCUCACGUAUACCUUUGGCAUCCAUCGGUGAGUCGCGUGUGCUGUGAGGGACGUAUCCUUUCUUCACGCACAUUAUGUAACAAAGCAAGCGAGCCUAUAUAUAUGUUUUGCUGUAAAAACCUCGUCUGCGAUCGACAGUCUCUCUCUACUUAUGCUCUUCCAUUCAUCAUCAUCAUCAAUGCCACGCUUAAUUAGUACAAGGCUAGAAUGGAUGGGCAUGCAUGGCUGAUGAAGCCUCAGCUUCUUACAAGUUGUACAAUAUUUUUAAUCCAUUGAUGCUGUCGUUAUUAC